CAGUCCUAGUCUGCAGUGGCUAUAAAUAGGCAGAGGACAAGAUGCUGGGGCAGACGGCUGCUCGAUAUGACAAUGUUUAUCCUCCUGCUGCUCUUCGGACUUUGCACUGGACAGUUCAAUCCCAAUGUGGCUUGUGGUAGAACGUCUAUUGUCCACUUGUUUGAAUGGCGCUGGGAGGACAUUGCUGAAGAAUGUGAGCGCUAUCUGGGUCCAAAUGGGUUUGGAGGUGUCCAGAUUUCACCUCCUAAUGAGAAUUUAAUCAUCACCAACCCCAACAGGCCCUGGUGGGAGCGAUACCAGCCAAUCAGCUAUCAGAUCUGCAGCCGAUCUGGUGAUGAACAACAGUUCAGGGACAUGGUCACCAGAUGUAACAAUGUUCAGGUUCAUAUUUAUGUAGAUGCUGUCAUUAACCACAUGUGCGGAUCGGGAGUUGGAAAAGGGAAUUUUUCUACAUGCGGUACUUACUACAAUUCCAAUGAGAGUAGCUUCCCUGGCGUGCCAUACUCCCAUCAUGACUUUAAUGAUAAGAAAUGUAAAACUGGCAGUGGUGACAUUGAGAACUAUGGAGAUGCAGAUCAGGUCCGAGACUGUCGUCUUGUGAGUCUUCUGGAUUUGGCUUUAGAAAAAGACUAUGUCCGUGGGAAGAUUGCUGACUACCUGAACAAGCUCAUUGAUAUCGGGGUGGCCGGAUUUAGACUUGAUGCCGCUAAACACAUGUGGCCGGGGGACAUUCAAGCCAUUGUCACCAGACUCAACGACCUGAACACUAAGUGGUUCCCUAAUGGGACUCGUCCUUUUAUUUUCCAAGAGGUGAUUGAUCUGGGCGGAGAAGGAAUAUCAUGCAAGGAGUACUUUGACAUUGGACGGAUAACGGAAUUUAAAUAUGGCACCAAACUUGGCAUAGUAAUUCGGAAGUGGGACAAUGAAAAGAUGGCAUAUCUAAAAAAUUGGGGAGAAGGCUGGGGUUUCAUGCCGACUGACAGGGCCACUGUUUUUAUUGACAAUCACGAUAACCAAAGAGGUCAUGGAGCCGGUGGAGCUUCUAUCCUCACCUUCUUUGACUCACGCUUGUACAAGAUGGCAGUUGGCUUCAUGUUGGCCCAUCCUUAUGGAUUUACCCGCAUCAUGUCAAGUUAUAGCUGGCCUAGGAACUUUGUAGAUGGAAAAGAUAUAAAUGACUGGGUUGGACCACCAAGCCACAGUGAUGGGUCCACUAAAGCAGUGACUAUCAAUGAAGACGACACUUGUGGCAAUGACUGGGUGUGUGAGCACAGAUGGAGACAGAUUAAGAACAUGGUCAUCUUCCGGAACGUGGUCAGUGGUCAGGCUCUCACUAAUUGGUGGGACAACGGAGAAAAUCAGAUCGCUUUUGGGCGUGGAAACGUGGGUUUUAUUGUGUUUAAUAAUGACUGCCGGGACAUGGAUGUCACCUUGAACACUGGACUUCCUGCUGGCACUUACUGUGAUGUCAUCUCCGGGCAGAAGGAUGGCACCGGUUGUUCUGGCACUGAGAUCACCGUGAGCAGCACUGGCUCUGCCCGCUUCACCAUCAGCAGUUCAGCUGAGGAUCCAUUUAUUGCCAUUCAAGUCAAUGCGAAACUAUAAAAUUAGACUAGCGAAGAUACGUUUCUGUAUGAUUCUGAUAGAUUGUUUAUUUGCUAUAUCUCAGUGCUUUACAGUUAAAUAGGUAUGACAUGUUCAAUAAAAGUUACAUAAAUAAAUAGCACAAGCAAAUGCAAGAACAUAGUAAUUUAUCCUAUUGGAAAAAAAUGCCUGGUUCCUCACUUGCUUCCUUUUCUACCUAAACUCAGCAAUCACUUUAAAGAAAAGACUCAAAUUCCUCUUCAGCUGAAUUAGCUCCCUGAGACAUCAAGUUACAGCUGUCCAUAGAAGUCUAUGGAGAGGGGAGGUGAAAGGAAUAGGAGUGGCCUGAUAUAGAGAGACAUGCUGAAUUCACAGUUUAUACUGUUCAGUACUGCUGUAUAAUGCCUUUCCUGCUGCUUCUGAGGCUGUGCUACAGGGCACAUAACCUCCACGACCCAGGUUAUAGUGGUGGUCCAAUGUAAUUUCACUUUGGAAAAUGUAAUUGCUAGACUGGUGCCUUGCUCUCAUAUUUUCAUACAUGGACCAAAUGGUCGACUUUAUGACUACUUCACCACACUCUAGUACAGUGCUUUAUAUUCCAUUAUGAGUCCCCAUUGUUGAAUAUUCUUGCAUCUAUUAACCACAGCUUAAAGGGGUUGUCCAGGAAAAAACUUUCAACUGGCUCCAGAAAGUUAAACAGAUUUUUAAAUUACUUCUAUUAAAAAA
Hyla sarda is the source of this 2310-nucleotide messenger RNA. Its product is annotated as pancreatic alpha-amylase-like. Gene Ontology annotation, molecular function: alpha-amylase activity; cation binding. NCBI's taxonomy places the organism in Eukaryota, Metazoa, Chordata, Amphibia, Anura, Hylidae. The coding region runs from base 67 to 1605 and encodes 512 amino acids. The record is from RefSeq and is a predicted model, not a curated record. Gene Ontology annotation, biological process: carbohydrate metabolic process. The transcript has 10 exons.